AUGACUAGUCUACUAUUAUCUUUAUCUAAUCUAUUACUAUCACAAAUCAUAUCAGAUAUUGAUGAUAAUGCAGAUAUAAUAUGUUUGUUGUUGACUUGUAAAAAGUUGUACAGUAAUAGUAGUGUUAGAAGAUCGAUUAAGUUCAAAGGAAUAGAAGUAAUCGAUAAAGAAAAUGGAGAUAUAUCAAAACAGUUUAUAGCAACAUCUACACAAUACAAUAUCAACUCAUUUCAAGAAAUCUUGGAGAAUAGUAUAUCUGAUCAACAUGUGAUGAUACUAUCUCGAGAAAUCACAGACUAUCCUCAAUGGAUACAACAACGUAUCUCUAUCUCUGCAGACAGAGUAAACAAGAGUAGUGACAUUACAACAGCAUUGGUGACGAAAUAUCAACCAACACUAUCGCCCCUAGAUUCACUCUACGACAUACCAUCAAUCGAGACACUCAUCAUCAACAAAAAUACAACUGCACUCGAUCUUAACCAUAUCUCACGCUUGCCCAAUCUAAAACGACUAUCAGUUCAUGCAAAAGGAUUGGAGCUUGAUCCUCUUCCAACACUCAAGUCUCUAAAACUGCGUAUCGACAAUACAUUCAACCUUGGUGACUUGCAACUCGACAAAUUCGUAUCACUGACAGAGUUGACGAUAAAGUGUUAUUAUGUCAUAAAUCUUGGGACAGGAAUCUUACCAAACAGUAUAACAUCUCUCACUCUGAGACCGUUAUAUAUUCCCUCACGAGAUGCAUUCCUUUCAUUGACAUCGUUGGUUUAUCUCAACAUAGAUCUGAAGGGAGUUGAAAAAGAUGAUGAACAAUCCAUUCAACAACUAUUCAUCGAUCUUGAGAGUCUAUCCAACCUCAAGACACUCAUAAUCAGUGACGACAGUGAUUCAACAGAGGAUAGACAGUAUAGUCUAGAGAUUACUGUACCUCCAUCACUCAUCAUUCUCCAUAUCUUUGCUCCAUCUGUACAAAUCCCAACCCGUUGUAAAAUGCCAUUGUUGGAGAAAUUAUAUGUUCAACAAUGCAUCUUGGUUCAUGGUAGAAUCAGUCUAUCUUUAUCAUGCGGCCCAUCACUCAAGAAACUUGCUAUUUACGAGUGCAAGGAAUAUCUCGAUACCAAUCCAGACAAUAUGAUCCCAUCGACCAUUGAAAAGCUAUCAAUCUAUAAACUCUUUGACGAUAAUCUUGAAGACUGCCAAUUCCCACCAUCUCUUACCCACCUAUCUGUCAAAGGAGGCUAUAUUAAUGUUCAACUACCAGACACACUCAUCAAACUUAAACAACACGUCAAAAACAACAACAACAACAAUCAUCCACUACCUCCCCAUUUAAAAAAACUAGUUUGGCAUUUUGAUAGGGAGGGAAUGAUGACCUCUUAUUUUGAAUUCCCAUCAUCUUAUCCACCUCACAUUGAAACACUCCAAUUCUUUGAUGAAGGUGGUGACUAUCGUACAGCAAUACCAUCAGUCACCAAACACCUAUCAAUAACAUUGACCCAAUACCCUAAACAAAAAAACACACUCUCCAUCUUUUCAAUUGGAUCAAAGAUUGCCAAACCCAUCUAUCAUUCACAAUGGCUACCAUCCAAUACAACUCAUCUAAAUUGCCAUCUAAAAGACACAAUGUAUGAUCAUCAUGGUGCAUUUAGAUUAGAUGAAGUAAUCAACAAUACAAAGGUUAGAUAUUUAAAUAUCAUUUUUUCAAAUCGACAAACUAUUCAAUUUACAAUUCAAAGAUUAGACGCAGACAAUAAGAAUAUAUUGGUGUUGGAAAGACAGACACUUCAAGGUGGAAUAAUCACUCAGCAACGAACAAAAUCAAUCAACAAUCAACAACAACAACAAUAUGAUCCAAUUUAUUUAUAUUUUGAUACUGGUUCUUCUUCUCCAUUUGAUUUGAAUUGGAGUUCAAAAAAUAUUAAUUAA
This is a messenger RNA of Cavenderia fasciculata, 1923 nucleotides long. RefSeq lists its product as uncharacterized. Bases 1 to 1923 code for a protein of 640 amino acids. The transcript has a single exon. The record is from RefSeq and is a predicted model, not a curated record. NCBI's taxonomy places the organism in Eukaryota, Evosea, Eumycetozoa, Acytosteliales, Cavenderiaceae.